AUGGACGUCCUCUCGAGGAAUGUGCCAGCCGCAUUUACCUCCCACAUAGCUCGAACUUGGCGCUGGGCAUCGGUAUCCAGAAUUUUCCAGAGGGCCUCGCGGUCAGCUUACCGUUGCAAGCCGCUGGCUUCUCAGUAUGGAGAGCUUUCUGAUGCGGAGAAUGUGGCCGCGCUCGUCGUUAGGCCGGAUGCCAACGCAGCCAGACUGCCCGACCCCAUUCCACCACGGCCCGAGUCGUCCGCCGACGGAUGCACAAUGCCCGAAAGCAUCGGACUCCUGACGCUUCCCCGGGCAUCGCUUUUAGCGGCCACACAACACAAAGUUUUUAAUGCUUUGCACCGUGCACCACCCGUUGCACCAGAUCGCAGAACAUUAUUAGGCUUUUAU
Messenger RNA from Iphiclides podalirius (scarce swallowtail), 387 nucleotides. The record is from the annotation of a GenBank genome assembly. NCBI's taxonomy places the organism in Eukaryota, Metazoa, Arthropoda, Insecta, Lepidoptera, Papilionidae.